AUGGUACAGGCACUGGAUAUAUUAGCUUCAUUAUUUGCAGUGGCAACUGUAGCUGCUCAAAGUUCAAAUCAGGUACAAUCGUAUAACCUUAUCGAAUUCGGUAACGUAGGGUUCACCGGUUCAUAUACUAACGUAAAGAAGAUUUCGGAUGCAGAAGAGGAUAGUUGUUCCUGUACUGUAGGAGAUCGAGUCUGGUUUAGUGGCGACAACGCUCCAUUGAAUGAAGCACUGUCUGUCCACUUGAGAGGUCCGCUAUCUCUGUCGAAAUUUGCGUUUUAUACGUCGCCAUCAUUUGAUAUCAAUGAUUCGAGUUCUACCUCGUGGUCCAGAGAAGCAUACUAUGAUUCAACAAGCCAGACAGCCGAAAAUGUGACGUUUUUAACCGGUGCUGGUGAUUCUUCGCCAUGUCUAGGUAAAGCUUUGACUUUUGCAAGUGAGAACGGUACCGGUAAGGCUGAUGACUCCACCAUCUUGGAAUCCAACAACUUGUUAGCAUCUGAUGAAGAAGUCAUUAUUUUCUCGAACGUUUCGUGUCCUAAAUCUGGGUAUGAUAAGGGCUGUGGUGUGUACAGAUCUGGGAUUCCAGCAUAUUAUGGUUUCGAAGGUGAUACCAAGAUGUUCUUGUUCGAAUUCACCAUGCCUACAGCUACAGAAAAGAACAGUUCUUCUAUUGACUACUACGACAUGCCAGCUAUCUGGCUUUUGAACGAUCACAUCCCUAGAACCGCACAGUACCCAUCAUCAUCAAGCAGUAAUUGUUCAUGCUGGGCUAGUGGAUGUGGUGAAUUCGAUAUCUUCGAGGUCAUGAACGGUACCGAGAAAAACCAUCUAUAUUCCACUUUCCAUACUUUCCAAGGUAUCGAAGACUUGGGAACUGGUAUUCAAGCAGGUGGUUAUAUCGCAAGAGACACAUCUGCUACAAUGAAAGGUGGUGUGCUAUUUGAUUCCAGCGGUAAUACCGUUGUGUUCAUGUCCAAUGAUACCGUAUUCGAUAGCUCCAUCGACUACGACACAAUUAAUACCUUGAUCUCUAAUAUCGACGACGAUGAAACGUACAGUACUGAAUUGGCUACAAUCUCUGCUACUGCACCAACAUCAACCUCAAAGUCAGGGGCUGCCAUUAUGAUAAAACCUUCGGCAGGAACAAUCCGUUAUCUUCUACUAUCGGCACUAAUGUCCGUUUUCAAUCUAAUGGUAUAA
Messenger RNA from Kluyveromyces lactis, 1200 nucleotides. It is a transcript of the gene TOH1, whose product is annotated as Toh1p. The record is from RefSeq and is a predicted model, not a curated record. Lineage: Eukaryota; Fungi; Ascomycota; Saccharomycetes; Saccharomycetales; Saccharomycetaceae. The transcript has a single exon. Bases 1 to 1200 code for a protein of 399 amino acids. Gene Ontology annotation, cellular component: fungal-type cell wall.